ACUACCCAGUACUGACCCUAAACUUGUCAUUUAUACAGCUGUCUCUCUCUCUUUCUCGUACUCUGUGCGGCACAGUGACACUCCAAUGUUGACCAACUCUUUGACUUUUUAACGUUAACUUUACCGACCUUUGGCCGGGAAGUCGGAAAUCUCAACCGCCUUACUUCCCCUUUCUUCUUUCUCUCCACCACCGUUAACCGCCGUUUGACUAUGGAAAUGACGAAUUCACCCCUGUGCUUUUCCACAUUUCCAUCUUAUAUUUUCCUUUUUCUGUUUUGCUUAAUGCCCUUUGCGGUCAUUUCGCAAUCUCCGGUGACCGACCGUGAUAUCUUAUUGGAGGUGAAACGGCGGUGGGGUAAUCCGGCGUCUCUUGAAGGAUGGAAAGCCACCUCCUCGCCGUGUAGCUGGCCGGAGAUUGAGUGCUCCGGCGACGGCUCCGUCACCGGGAUCCAUUUAAAGGAUUAUAACAUCGUGUCUAAAAUUCCGGCGAAUAUUUGCGGCCUUAAAAAUCUCACCGUCCUCGAUCUUUCCUGGAAUUAUAUUCCGAACAAGUUUCCGACGGGUUUGUAUAACUGCUCGAAGCUGGAGCACUUGGACCUCUCUCAGAACUACUUCGUGGGCCCCAUUCCUUCCGACAUUGAUCGCCUCCGGAACCUCCGGCACCUCGACCUCGGCGGCAACAAUUUCACCGGCGACGUCCCGCCUACGAUCGGGAACAUGACGGAGCUCCGGUUGCUUUAUCUCUACUCCAAUCUGUUCGACGGUACUUUCCCCUUUGAAAUCUCAAAAUUGUCGAAUCUGGAAAGCCUGGGAAUGUCGUUCAACAAUUUCUUACCGGCGAAAAUCCCGCCGGAGUUCGGUAACCUUAAGAAGCUGAAGGUUAUCUGGUGGAGAGCCGCGAAUCUGAUCGGAGAAAUUCCGAGAGGAUUCGAGAAUUUAUUGAGCCUUGAGGAUUUGGAUUUGGCUUAUAAUAGUUUAGAAGGCGAAAUCCCUAGGGGAUUGUUCUUGCUCGCUAAUCUCAGCGAUGUUUUUUUGUUCAAAAACGGGUUUUCGGGUCAUAUCCCGUCGGGUUUUGCAGAAUCUUCGAGAUUGUCCCGGGUCGAUUUGUCAAUGAACAAUUUGAGCGGCGAAAUCCCAGGCGGGUUUGGAGACUUACAGAGACUAGAGGUUUUACAUCUCUUUUCAAAUCAAUUGUAUGGUGAAAUUCCACCAAGCAUAGGGCGAAUUUCAUCUCUGAAAAAUUUUAAGGUUUUCACGAAUAAUUUAAGCGGGAUUUUGCCGCCUGAAUUGGGGCUUCAUUCCCGGCUAGAAGCCUUUGAGGUUUUCGGCAAUAGGUUCACCGGAAACCUGCCGGAGAAUUUGUGCGCCGGCAAGGCUCUCACUGGGAUAACCGCGUAUGAAAACAAUCUGACCGGGGAAAUCCCGAGAUCACUUGAGAAUUGCGACGCUUUGAGGACUAUUCAGCUUUACAGCAAUGGAUUUUCCGGGGAAGUUCCGGCGGGGAUUUGGACUCUGAAGAAUUUGACUAGCGUGAUGCUGAGCGACAACUCAUUCUCCGGCCAGAUUCCGAGCAAGGUAGCACAGAAUUUCACGCGGUUGGAGAUCAACAACAACAGAUUUUCCGGCGAAAUCCCCGCCGGCGUAUCAUCAAUGAAGACAAUUAUUGUGUUUCAGGCGAGUAACAACCAGAUUUCCGGUCACAUUCCGGUGGAAUUCACUGCCCUUUCUCAUCUCAGUGAGCUGAAUCUUGCUGGAAAUUCUCUUUCCGGUGAACUCCCAUCCAAAAUCCUCUCAUGGUCAUCGUUGACCACCUUGAAUCUCGCCGGAAACCACCUUUCCGGCGAAAUCCCAGCAGCCAUUGCUUCUUUGCCUGACCUUCUUGAUCUGGACUUAUCCCAGAACCAAUUCUCUGGUUCAAUCCCCCCGGAAUUAGGCCAUGUUAGGCUCACUAGCCUUAACCUCUCCUCAAAUAAACUCUCUGGGAACAUCCCAGACCAAUUUGAUAACAUGGCCUUUGAAACCAGUUUCUUGAACAAUCCCAAUCUUUGUUCCCACAACCUUAAACUCCCAGGUUGCCAGGCCCAAACUCGCGGCUCUAACCGCCUCUCGCCUAGGAUUCUUGCUCUGAUCCUAGUUCUGGCAGUCACCGUCUUCCUGGUCACAAUUGUAGUAACCUUGUACAUGUUCCGAGACUACAGGAACAAGAAGCACAUUCUUGAUAUCGCGACCUGGAAGGUAACCUCGUUCCAGAAGUUGGAUUUCUCGGAGGAGAAUAUCCUGUCGAGUUUGACAGAAACCAAUAUGAUUGGUAGCGGUGGCUCAGGAAAAGUGUACAAGAUCUCGACGGGGAAGUUAGGGGAGUAUGUUGCUGUGAAGAGGAUCUGGAAUGACAGAAAACUGGACCAUACUCUCGAGAGGGAGUUUCUAGCUGAGGUCGAGAUACUAGGCUCGAUCAGACAUUCGAACAUCGUUAAACUGUUGUGUUGUGUUUCGAGUGACGGAUCAAAGCUGUUGGUGUAUGAGUAUAUGGAAUAUGAAAGCCUUGACAGAUGGCUGCAUCCCAAGAAGAGAGGGUCCUUUCAAGGGAUAGGAUUGGAUUGGCCUAAAAGAUUGCAGAUUGCCAUUGGAGCUGCUCAUGGGCUGUGCUAUAUGCAUCACGACUGCAGCCCGCCUAUAGUUCAUCGGGACGUGAAAUCCAGCAAUAUCUUGUUGGAUUCUGAGUUCAACCCGAAGAUAGCUGAUUUCGGGCUAGCAAAGAUUUUAGCCAAGAAGGGUGAACUAAACACCAUGUCUGCUGUUGCUGGAUCCUUCGGUUAUCUUGCACCAGAAUAUGCAUACACAACGAGAGUGAACGAGAAGAUUGAUAUCUAUAGCUUCGGGGUGGUGCUGCUGGAGCUCGUGACAGGGAGGGAGCCAAACUUCGGGGAGGAGCACACGAGCCUCGCAGAGUGGGCGUGGAAGAACUAUGCAGAAGCGAACAGCAUUGACGAAAUGUUGGACGGGGAGAUCAAGAAACCGGGCUUCUUGGAUGAGAUGAAGACGGUGUUCACUCUCGGGCUCAUAUGCACCAGCACAUCGCCUUCCAGCAGGCCGUCCAUGAAAGAAGUCGUGCAGAUUCUGCAGAGCUGCAGACCUCUGGACAAGUUCGAGAGGAAGAUGUCUGGGAAAAACUGCGACGUGGCGCCCCUCCUAGGCAACGGUGACAAGUAUCUGGCAAGCUAUAAACGCAGCUCGAGGAAGAUAGGUGAUGAAAGUGAUGAUGAUAAUCUGAUGUUGAGUGUGUAAUACUGAGGUGAUUUAGAUGGUAAUGAAGCCAUAACUCAAAACAUCAAACAAGUAGUAUUAAAUUAAAAGUGUUAAAUUAAUAGCGGUACGUGUAGCAUAAAGCAUAGUACGUGGUAUUGUUGUGUGUGUCUUAGGUUGUAGAAUUCUGUAACAUAUACUGUAAUAUAAUAACCAGUCUUGUAUAUUUGUUAUUUUAAUUAAUCCCAGGUUUUGAUAUGGCAAAUGCAGUAAUUUUGAUUUC
Messenger RNA from Ipomoea triloba (trilobed morning glory), 3526 nucleotides. RefSeq names its product receptor-like protein kinase 5. Gene Ontology annotation, molecular function: ATP binding; protein kinase activity; receptor serine/threonine kinase binding. The transcript has 2 exons. The coding region runs from base 211 to 3285 and encodes 1024 amino acids. Gene Ontology annotation, biological process: protein phosphorylation. The record is from RefSeq and is a predicted model, not a curated record. NCBI's taxonomy places the organism in Eukaryota, Viridiplantae, Streptophyta, Magnoliopsida, Solanales, Convolvulaceae.